Microtus ochrogaster (prairie vole) is the source of this 543-nucleotide messenger RNA. RefSeq lists its product as uncharacterized. The transcript is spliced from 2 exons. The record is from RefSeq and is a predicted model, not a curated record. NCBI's taxonomy places the organism in Eukaryota, Metazoa, Chordata, Mammalia, Rodentia, Cricetidae. Bases 1 to 543 code for a protein of 180 amino acids.
AUGGAUGAGGAGAUGGGUGAGUGCGUGAGAUCAGAUCAGAUAACAAACCUUGUUGGAGAUAGGUUGGCGAUGCACUGCAGAGUAAAGCCACAGAACCAGACUAGAAGGAUCCUUGGGGUUGAGCUGCCUAGUGAGAUGCAGGACAGUGAUGACCCGUGGAGUUUGACAGUGGCCAAGAACAAAUUAAAAUGUCAGAAGUUCAGGAAAGUAUUUCACAUAACUAGCCACAAAAACUCCAAGGCUAAAAAGGCAAAACCAGGUAUUACUCAUAUUAAGAUGAUAAAUGUUAUGAAGGAUGAAAAAGUUAACAGAAUGAACAGGACUUUUGUAAAUAUACAGAAGGAACUUGUAAACUUCUCAAAAAGUCUUUCUCUUAAGUCUAAGCAGAAGGAGCCGCGUCCUCAUGAAAGAGAACCAGCUAAUGUUGGUAAAGCAGCAAGACUGAUUGUAACAAAUACACUUUUUUGCAUUGCAGGGCAGCGUUUCGUGGGAGGACGAUGCCUACCACAGGGAAAGACAUACCAGGACAUUCUGAGUCUUUGA